AUGGACGUGGUCGUGGUCGUGGACGUGGACGUGGACGUGGACGUGGACAUAGACGUGGACGUGGACGUGGACGUAGACGUGGACGUGGACAUGGACGUGGACGUGGACGUGGACGUGGACGUGGUUGUGGACGUGGACGUGGACGUGGACGUGGACCUAGACGUGGACGUGGACAUGGACGUGGACGUGGACAUGGUCGUGGAUGUGGACGUGGAGGUGGACGUGGACGUGAACAUGGACGUGGACGUGGACAUGGACGUGGACGUGGAAAGGGACGUGGACGUGGACGUCGACAUGGACGUGGACGUGGACAUGGACGUGGACGUGGACGGACAUGGACGUGGACACGUGGACGUGGACGUGGACGUGGACGUAGACGUGGACGUGGACAUGGACGUGGACGUGGACGUGGACGUGGACGUGGACAUGGACGUGGACAUGGACGUGGACGUGGACGUGGUCGUGGACGUGGACGUGGACGUGGACAUGGACAUGGACGUAGACGUGGACGUGGACGUGGACGUCGACGUGGACAUGGACGUGGACGUGGACGUGGACGUGGACGUGGACAUGGACGUGGACGUGGACCUGGACGUGGACGCGGACGUGGACGUGGACAUGGUCGUGGACGUGGACCUGGACGUGGACGUGGACAUGGACGUGGACAUGCUCGUGGACGUGGACGUGGACGUGGACGUGGACGUGGAGGUGGACAUGGACGUGGACGUAGACGUGGACGUAGACGUGGACAUUGACGUGGACAUGGUUGUGGACGUGGAUGUGGAAGUGGACGUGGACGUGGAUGUGGACAUGGACGUGGACGUAGACGUGGACGUGGACGUGGACAUGGACGUGGACGUGGACGUGGUCGUGGACGUGGACGUGGACAUGGACGUGGACGUGGACAUAGACGUGGACGUGGACAUAGACGUGGACGUGAACGUGGACGUGGAUGUGGACGUAGACGUGGAUGUGGACAUGGACGUGGACGUGGUCGUGGACAUCGACGUGGACGUGGAAGUGGACGUGGACGUAGACGUGGACGUGGUUGUGGACGUGGACGUGGACGUGGUCAUGGACGUGGAUGUGGACGUGGACAUGGACGUGGACGCCGACGUGGACGUGGACGUGGACGUCGACGUGGACGUCGACGUGGACGUGGAUAUGGAUGUGGACGUGGACGUGGACGUGGACAUGGACGUGGACGUGGACAUGGACGUGGACGUGGACAUGGACGUGGACAUGGUUGUGGACGUGGACCUAGACGUGGACGUGGACAUGGACGUGGACAUGGUCGUGGACGUGGACGUGGACGUGGACGUGGUCGUGGAUGUGCACAUGGACGUGGACGUGGACGUGGACGUGGACAUGGUCGUGGACGUGGACGUGGACAUGGUCGUGGACGUGGACGUGGAAGUGGACGUGGUCAUGGUCGUGGUCGUGGACAUGAACGUGGAGGUGGACGUGGACGUGGACGUGGACGUCGACGUGGACGUGGUCGUAGACGUGGACGUGGACGUCGACGUCGACGUCGACGUGGACGUGGACGUGGACAUGGACGUGGACAUGGAAGUGGACGUGGACGUGGACGUGGACAUGGACGUGGACGUGGACAUAGACGUGGACGUGGACAUAGACGUGGACGUGAACGUGGACGUGGAUGUGGACGUAGACGUGGAUGUGGACAUGGACGUGGACGUGGUCCUGGACAUCGACGUGGACGUGGAAGUGGACGUGGACGUAGACGUGGACGUGGUCGUGGACGUGGACGUGGACGUGGUCAUGGACGUGGACGUGGACAUGGACGUGGACGCCGACGUGGACGUGGACGUGGACGUCGACGUGGACGUGGACGUGGACGUGGACAUGGAUGUGGACGUGGACGUGGACGUGGACAUGGACGUGGACGUGGACAUGGACGUGGACGUGGACAUGGACAUGGACGUGGACAUGGUCGUGGACGUGGACCUAGACGUGGACGUGGACAUGGACGUGGACAUGGUUGUGGACGUGGACGUGGACGUGGACGUGGUCGUGGAUGUGCACAUGGACGUGGACGUGGACGUGGACGUGGACAUGGUCGUGGACGUGGACGUGGACAUGGUCGUGGACGUGGACGUGGAAGUGGACGUGGUCGUGGUCGUAGACAUGAACGUGGACGUGGACGUGGACGUGGACGUCGACGUGGACGUGGUCGUGGACGUGGACGUGGACGUCGACGUCGACGUCGACGUGGACGUGGACGUGGACAUGGACGUGGACAUGGAAGUGGACGUGGACGUGGACGUGGACAUGGACGUGGACAUGGACAUGGACGUGGACAUUGACAUGGACGUGGACGUGGACGUGGUCGUGGACGUGGACGUGGACGUGGACAUGGACGUAGACGUGGACGUGGACGUGGACGUGGACAUGGACGUGGACGUGGAUGUGGACGUGGACGUGGACAUGGACGUGGACAUGGAAGUGGACGUGGACGUGGACGUGGACAUGGACGUGGACGUGGACGUCGACGUGGACGUGGACGUCCACAUGGACGUAGACGUGGACGUGGACAUGGACGUAGACAUGGACAUGGACGUGGACGUGGACGUGGACGUGGACGUGGACAUGGACGUGGACAUGGACGUGGACGUCGACGUGGACGUCGACGUGGUCGUGGACGUGGACGCGGACGUGGACAUGGACGUGGACGUGGACGUGGACGUCGACGUGGACAUGGACGUGGACGUGGACGUGGACGUGGAAAUGGACGUGGACGUGGACAUGGACGUGGACGUGGACGUGGACAUGGUCGUGGACGUGGACCUGGACGUGGACGUGGACAUGGACGUGGACAUGGUCGUGGACGUGGACGUGGACGUGGACGUGGACGUGGACGUGGACAUGGACGUGGACGUGGACGUGGACAUGGACAUGGUCGUGGACGUGGACGUGGAAGUGGACGUGGUCGUGGUCGUGGUCGUGGACGUGGACGUGGACAUGGACGUGGACGUGGACAUGGACGUGGACGUGGACAGGGACGUGGACGUGGACGUUGACGUGGACGUGGACGUGGACGUGGACGUGGACAUGGACGUGGACAUGGUCGUGGACGUGGACGUGGACGUGGACGUGGACGUGGACAUGGUCGUGGACGUGGACGUGGAAGUGGACGUGGUCGUGGUCAUGGUCGCGGACAUGGACGUGGACGUGGACGUGGACGUGGACAUCGACGUCGACGUGGUCGUGGACGUGGACGUGGACGUGGACGUAGACGUGGACGUGGACGUGGACGUGGACAUGGACGUAGACAUGGAAGUGGACGUGGACGUGGACAUGGACGUGGACAUGGACAUGGACGUGGACGUGGACGUGGACGUGGUCGUGGACGUGGACGUGGACGUGGACAUGGACGUGGACGUGGACGUGGCCGUCGACGUGGACAUGGACGUGGACGUGGACGUGGACGUGGACAUGGACGUGGAUGUGGACGUGGACGUGGACGUGGACGUGGACGUGGACAUGGACGUGGACGUGGACGUGGACGUGGACAUGGACGUGGACGUGGACCUGGACAUGGACGUGGACAUGGACAUGGACGUGGACGUGGACGUGUACGUGGACGUGGACAUGGACGUGGACAUGGACGUGGACGUGGACGUGGACGUGGUCUUGGACGUGGACGUGGACGUGGACAUAGACGUGGACGUGGACAUGGACGUGGACGUGGACAUGGACGUGGAUGUGGACAUGGACAUGGACAUGGAAGUGGACGUGGACGUGGACGUGGACGUAGACGUGGAGGUGGACGUGGUCGUGGACGUGGACAUGGACGUGAACGUGGACGUGGACAUGGACGUGGACAUGGACAUGGACGUGGACGUGGACAUGGACGUGGACGUGGACAUGGACGUGGACAUGGACGUGGACGUGGACGUGGAUUGGUCGUGGACGUCGACGUGGACGUAG
This is a messenger RNA of Closterium sp. NIES-65, 3951 nucleotides long. NCBI's taxonomy places the organism in Eukaryota, Viridiplantae, Streptophyta, Zygnematophyceae, Desmidiales, Closteriaceae. The record is from the annotation of a GenBank genome assembly.